Molecule: messenger RNA, 1627 nt
Organism: Lipotes vexillifer (Yangtze River dolphin)
Lineage: Eukaryota; Metazoa; Chordata; Mammalia; Artiodactyla; Lipotidae
Gene: SLC25A17
Product: solute carrier family 25 member 17
Exons: 9
Coding region: 35-958 (307 amino acids)
Biological process (GO): transmembrane transport
Cellular component (GO): peroxisomal membrane
Molecular function (GO): NAD transmembrane transporter activity; FMN transmembrane transporter activity; coenzyme A transmembrane transporter activity
Source: RefSeq, a predicted model, not a curated record
GAAAACUGUGGCCAGGUCUGCGGGAACCGCACCUAUGGCUUCCGUGCUGUCCUACGAAAGCCUGGUCCACGCCGUGGCGGGAGCCGUGGGAAGCAUGACAGCAAUGACAGUAUUUUUUCCCUUGGAUACAGCUCGACUUCGACUUCAAGUUGAUGAGAAAAGAAAGUCCAAAACGACACACAUGGUGCUCCUGGAGAUCAUUAAAGAGGAAGGCCUCCUGGCACCGUAUCGAGGGUGGUUUCCAGUUAUCUCCAGUCUCUGCUGCUCCAAUUUUGUCUAUUUCUACACUUUUAAUAGCCUCAAAGCAGUCUGGGUCAAAGGUCAACAUUCUACUACUGGAAAGGAUCUGGUAGUUGGAUUUGUUGCAGGAGUGGUGAAUGUGCUGCUAACAACUCCACUCUGGGUAGUAAACACCAGACUGAAGCUGCAAGGGGCAAAAUUUAGGAAUGAAGACAUUGUACCAACCAACUACAAUGGUAUUAUCGAUGCUUUUCACCAGAUCAUUCGCGAUGAAGGAAUCCUGGCUUUAUGGAAUGGCACAUUUCCCUCCUUGCUGUUGGUCUUCAAUCCUGCCAUCCAAUUCAUGUUCUAUGAAGGUUUAAAACGGCAGCUUUUAAAGAAACGAAUGAAGCUUUCUUCUUUGGACGUGUUCAUCAUUGGUGCAAUAGCCAAAGCAAUUGCCACCACGGUCACCUAUCCUCUACAGACAGUACAGUCAAUUCUGAGGUUUGGACAUCACAGACUGAACCCAGAAAACAGAACACUGGGGAGUCUUCGGAACAUUCUCUAUCUUCUUCACCAACGAGUAAGGCGUUUUGGAAUAAUGGGACUCUACAAAGGCCUUGAAGCCAAACUGCUGCAGACAGCCCUCACUGCUGCUCUCAUGUUCCUCGUUUAUGAGAAACUGACGGCUGCUACCUUCACGGUCAUGGGGCUGAAGAGCGCACACAAGCGCUGAGGCACCUUCCACCGUCAGGCACUCAGAGAUGCUCAAGACAGGGGAUCCUUCUCUGUGAAGAGAAGUGGUUCCCCUUUUACUUGCUCCUUCCACUGAGAAUUUUACCCUCAUUGGCUUGGAAUGCAUCUGAGUUUACACAUGGAGUAUAGCCAGCUUGACCUGUUACCAACUUAGUUUUUAUGAUGGUUGGUUGAAUUUUGUGGGGGAGGUUGGGCCAAUGGCCAUAUGAAAAGAAAACAUUAUUGAAAACCUAAAAAUGAAAGUUUAUGGGGGUUUAUUGGUUUUUUUGAGGGGAAUGGACUCUUGCUCUCAUGUAUAAUCUUUUCCAAGUAGAGUCUUUUUUAGAUUUGCCAGGUGGUCCCUUUCCCUUGAACCUUCCCCCAGGUCCUAGGGCAAAUUUGCUACCAUGUACUUCUCCUCAUAUACUUUUGUAUGUCUUCAUCUUGGUAUUUUCUUCACUAAAAAUGUUAUGACUAUGCCAUAAGCAUGACUUUAUUUUUCUUGGCAUUUUUUUCCUCCUGCUUAAGGAAAGGUAUCUUCUUUAGUGUGUGAGCUAUUUAUUUUGUGGGGGAAAUGAAAAUUAUUAAUUCCAAAUGAUUCUCUUAUAAACUAUUUGUAAAUAUCACUUAUUUAGUAUUUGACAUAAUUUUAAAUAUUUAUUUUGAAUCA